Molecule: messenger RNA, 2970 nt
Organism: Pecten maximus
Lineage: Eukaryota; Metazoa; Mollusca; Bivalvia; Pectinida; Pectinidae
Product: leucine-rich repeat extensin-like protein 5
Exons: 2
Coding region: 932-2197 (421 amino acids)
Source: RefSeq, a predicted model, not a curated record
CAAUUAACUUUUAACUGCUUUAUCUGUUUUAAAGUUUGAGAAGAUUUAAAAUCUAAAUAGGUUUUGUGAGAAGAAUUCCUUUGUACCUAACUGUUCAGGGUUUUUAACCUUAGCAUUUGACGUUCAAUUUCAAGUAUUUGCACAUAAAAGUGCCGACUGUCGGUUGUAGAAGUAGAUAAUGAUAUUGAUUUUAUCAGUUUUAAAGAUCUUCACUUGAUGUUUUUAAAUAUUUUUUUUUUAUCAUUUCUGUAUCUGUAUUAAUAAUGGAAGAGCAGUAGAAAUGAAGGAAAUAUAUACUAGGUUUUUUUUUUUCAGUUGAAAAUUAAAGACAGAUAUUUUGAAAAAGGCUGCUCUGCUAACAAAACUUUUGGGGAAAAAACAUUGGGUCCAGUAUGUAGACAUAAGUAUCCGAUAUAUGGCCUACACAAGUGGUAUACAGAGUGAUUGUUUGAGGAUAUAAAGAUCUAGUUUGUAUUGUAAACUAUUAUCCCUCUGACAGGUGCUAACCCACAGUAUAUAUGAACUCUUUUGUUUUACCUCGGAUCCCUAUACAUUGUAGUAACUCAUAAUGUCAGCUCUUUGUGUGUGUGGGAAUGUAGUCCAGCGAGACACAAAUCGUAAAGAUUGUAUAUAUUGCAGUUGUGUCUAAUUUGGCAAUGUUUGGUUACAAUUGCCCCAAAUAGUAGGGAGGCUAUUGGUAUGAAGAAAUUCACAUUGUUAUGAUUUUGGCUGACCAGGAAUAUUAUUGUUUUGACUGCCAUUUUGAUUUUCCUUGAGAUUUAAGUUUUUUAAUCACCAAUCUGCAAGCAGCAAUAUUAUGAAGCCAAAACAUGUUACUGGUAUCUUAGGGGGUUUCAAGUUCUGCAGUUUUUUGUGUGUACAUCUACAGAACUACUCUUGUGAAAUAUAGGUCACACUGACCUUUUUUCAGAUGUUUUCAUCUAAAUACCACAGCCUUAAAAAAAACCUUACAAACAAAAUAAGAAAUAGGCACACUUACCAGUUUCAAAUGCAUUAUCAACAAAUUGGGGCAUUUGGUCAAUUGGCACACAAAAUAUUUACCAUAAAAACAAUACAGAAAAAAUCUGCAAUUUGGUAUUGUUGCAAUUGGCAAACAAGGAUCCUCAAGGCAUCUCUCCUCUCAUCCUCAUCCUCUUCAGUGGGGUCCAUGUUACCUCCAGAUCUCGUCACCAGGUGGUUUCCCCCCCACCUUCCUCCAGUGGUGUCCCUCCAGAUCUCGUCACCAGGUGGUUCCUCCCCACCUUCCUCUCCAGUGGUGUCCCUCCAGAUCUCGUCACCAGGUGGUUCCUCCCCACCUUCCUCUCCAGUGGUGUCCCUCCAGAUCUCGUCACCAGGUGGUUCCUCCCCACCUUCCUCUCCAGUGGUGUCCCUCCAGAUCUCGUCACCAGGUGGUUCCUCCCCACCUUCCUCUCCAGUGGUGUCCCUCCAGAUCUCGUCACCAGGUGGUUCCUCCCCACCUUCCUCUCCAGUGGUGUCCCUCCAGAUCUCGUCACCAGGUGGUUCCUCCCCACCAUCCUCUCCAGUGGUGUCCCUCCAGAUCUUGUCACCAGCUGGUUCCUCCCCACCUUCCUCUCCAGUGGGGUCCAUGUUACCUCCAGAUCUCGUCACCAGGUGGUUCCUCCCCACCUUCCUCUCCAGUGGUGUCCCUCCAGAUCUCGUCACCAGGUGGUUCCUCCCCACCUUCCUCUCCAGUAGUGUCCCUCCAGAUCUCGUCACUAGGUGGUUCCUACCCAACUUCCUCUCCAGUGGUGUCCCUCCAGAUCUCGUCACCAGGUGGUUCCUCCCCACCUUCCUCUCCAGUGGUGUCCCUCCAGAUCUCGUCACCAGGUGGUUCCUCCCCACCUUCCUCUCUAGUGGUGUCCCUCCAGAUCUCGUCACCAGGUGGUUCUGUCUUACCUUCCUCUCCAGUGGUGUCCCUCCAGAUCUCGUCACCAGGUGGUUCCUCCCCACCUUCCUCUCCAGUGAUGUCCCUCCAGAUCUCGUCACCAGGUGGUUCCUCCCCACCUUCCUCUCCAGUGGUAUCCCUCAAGAUCUCGUCACCAGGUGGUUCCUCCCCACCUUCCUCUCCAGUGGGGUCCCUCCAGAUAUCGUCACUAGGUGGUUUCUCCCCCUCUGUCUCCUCUCUCUUGGAACCAAUAAGGAAGUAAAGAGGGAUAGAGGUGUAUCAAUGCUUUAAAUACAUUACGACUAAAUAGUAGAUUCCAUUUCUAAGAAAUUAAUUUUACAGAGACAAAUUGAAGGCUCUUAUAGGGCUUAACGUCAGAUAUCUUAGUUUAGUGUUAAUACUCACUGACUUUCUGUAGAUCUGUUCAGCCAAGCAGCCACCGUUAGUACCCUGGCUAGUGGUCACACAUUAAUGUGGCAUGUCCGUCUUGUUGACCAUCAUGUCCGUCUUGUUGACCAUCAUGUCCAUCUUGUUGACUAUCAUGUCCAUCUUGUUGACCAUCAUGUCCAUCUUGUUGACCAUCAAGUACAUCUUGUUGACCAUCAUGUCCAUCUUGUUGACUAUCAUGUCCAUCUUGUUGACCAUCAUGUCCAUCUUGUUGACUAUCAUGUCCAUCUUGUUGACCAUCAUGUCCAUCUUGUUGACCAUCCAGGGUAUAAACCAUACAGACAGAUCCUCAGUAUUGUGACAGGAUUUAUUCAGUGAUCAGACAGAAAACCAGACAAUAAUGUUAUAUAAUGUGUUACAACACAACUGACAUCUGGUCAUAAUUUGAAAUCCUGAAUUUUACGUGUUUGAGGAUAAAUACGGUACAAAACUUUAACACUAAAAGAAGGGGCUUGCUUGAGGAUGAAUAUGGUACUAAACUUUUACACUAUUUACACUAGAGGAAGGGGAGGGGGGAGUUUGUUUGAGGAUAAAUACAGUACUAAACUUUUAUUCUUUGUACAUGUGUAUGAUUGUUAUAUCCAUUUAUUAUGGUCCUAUGUAGUAACAUCUUUUCU